CUUGGGGGAUUAUUCGAAAGUUUGGUUCUUAAUUCUAGAUGAUUUUCCGGCUUAACAUGGCACACAAACGGGAGAAGGAUAGAUAGCAUCUAAACCGGCCAACGGUUGCUACCUGUGCUCUAUUCUUAGCAUUGUUAGCAACUAGACAAAGGAAGUUACUUGGAAACCAAAGGUUAUAUAUGAUUCAAACCAAUGUGCGCAUUAUUGGAAACCCCGUUGACGUGUGGCGAACCUAUCCAGGGAUGUUGUUUCGUUUGACUCGAUGCAUUUCUAUAAUUUGAAGUUGAUUUGCAUCGAUCACAUUUUGUUUCGAAAUUUGAUUGCAAUCCGUUUCUAUCUAAUAAACAGACGUUUAAAUGACAACUCUAAGUAAUGAAACUUUAAAUGAUACCUCGGAGGAAAAUGAAUAGAAAGUGAUUAUACGAAUAGAUUUGAGAAGACAUAAAAGUCGACAGGUGUUUUGGACAGCUAGGUCCGGAAUGUAAACGCUUGAUCUUAGUAGAAUUUAGGCAUCGUCAUGAACGGUAUUCUUGUACAACCUAAUGCAAUCACAAUUCACAUGAUGAUGACAAUGCUUUUGUUUGCGAAAUCCGAGGAUGUUCCUGAGAAAAGAAUUCCCGAUGAGCAACGACUGCUGUCAAAACUACUGGGAAAUUACAACACGGCGGCUCGUCCAGUCUACAAUGCGUCGCACCCCAUAACUGUUCUUUUUGGACUAACAUUUGUCCAGAUUCAUCAAAUGGAUGAAGUGAACCAGGUACUGACAACAAACGUUUGGUUGGAGCAGGAAUGGAAUGAUGAAAGACUACGUUGGGAUCCCGCUGACUACAAUGGUCUGGUGACGAUACGCAUACCAUGCGAACUCAUCUGGCUUCCUGAUAUAGUCCUUUAUAAUAGCGCUGAUGAUUUCACAGAGGGAUACAUGCAGAGCCGCGCUAUGGUCAGGUCUGACGGUAACGUCUUCUGGGCGCCACCAGCCAAACUACGUAGUUCUUGUAAGAUAGAUAUCACAUAUUUCCCUUUCGAUGAUCAGAAGUGCAAAAUGAAAUUCGGCUCCUGGACUUACGAUGGUUUUCAAGUGGAUGUCACAAACCGUUCAACAGAAGUAGAUUUGACUAACUAUGUAUUCAACGGCGAGUGGGAAUUAGUGCGUAUUGACAUUGUACGCAACGAGGUUAAAUACCCCUGUUGUAAUGAGCCGUACCCCGACGUGACGUUUACUAUUAUAAUUCGCAGGAGAACGUUAUACUAUCUGUUCAACAUUAUAUUCCCCUGUCUAUGGCUUACCGUCCUCAGUUUAUUGGGCUUCUGGCUUCCUCCAGAUUCAGGCGAGAAGAUUACACUGGGGAUUACUGUUCUGCUCGCUUUCUCUGUGUUUAUGCUGUUAAUUGCUGAGAGCAUGCCCGCAACUUCCGAAUUUGUGCCAUUGAUAGGUAUUUAUUUAACAACAACUAUGGCGAUGACGUCGCUGUCUAUCGUAUUGACAGUAUUCGUGUUACAACUUCAUCACGUGGGACCCCAGCAGAGACCGGUCCCUCGCUGGAUGCGCUGCAUCGUAUUUGACGUCAUCGCAAGACUGCUAUUCAUGCGCAGACGUGUCAGACACUACAGCUAUCACAGAGUAGCCCGUCAAGAUGAGACGCCCCUUCAACAUCUACACGAAGACCCACCCGAUGAUUUACAUAAUUGUAACGGUGGCGUUAAUACAAACAAUGUUCAGUAUAAAGAUAUAUACGACCAGAACAGACCGGAAGUAAAAGAUGACAUAAAACAUCAAUAUGAGAAUGUCUCGCAACAGUUUAACAUUGUAGUAACAAACAAAGGAGAAACUGAACAGUAUCACGAGAUGGUGAACGAAUGGAGAGCAGUAGCUCAUGUGAUGGAUCGUUUCUUGUUUUGUCUGUUUAUGAUAGGAGCUAUGUUAUCGUCAUUAGCAAUUUUAGUUAUCAAACCAUUGUUCAAACCGCACGAACCAGAGUCUUGACGGACCCUGCUAAAGUGACCCGGCCCAUGUAUGCACCAUCAAAAUGUAUCUCUAUGCAUGUUUAUAUUAAUAUGUUCAGUAGAAAUGUAUAUAAAUGUUUUUCCUUACCCUGAAGUUAUGUCAAUUAUACUUUGAUUCUUAGUAUCGGUCUGCUAGGGCUAAAAGAAAAAUCAAAAGUGCCUAAUAUAGUUGUCAUACAUUCAACGUUUGUGGCUAACUGUUUUGGCAUCUCUCAAAAGAAAACUUAGGGGUAUUUUCAAAAGUAUGAAAAUCAUUCAUUGGACCAAUUUAAUAACACCAACUAUUGUAACAUCCAGCACAGGGCUCAUACUGUAGUCUUCCACAUACGCGAUCAUCUGACCUCGCGAUCGAUCGCAAACUGUUCCUUCUACCCGAGCCACAGUUCUCACAACGCGAAUUUCGAUUCGUAUAGUCGCAAACACUAGAUCCUCUCUCCCGUACAUAUUUCCCCACUCGCGCACCCAAUUCCCACAUCCCGACAUAUACAGAUUUGUGGUUCGCGAUAUGGAAACUGCGUUUGCAAAUGGAGAAAUAUGUUCGAAAAAGGAAUUAGUGGUUUGCGACAAAAAAUUCGAUAUUCGCGUUGUGAUAACCGCGCGCGUGCUUCGGGUGGAAGGGACGUAUAUCGUGAAGUCAGAACUGAUGAGCGCGUUAGUUGAAGUCUAGAAGGCCUGUAACAAUACACCUAGCCAGUCACUUUAAUGGAAAUCAAACUCUAAAAUGCAGUGUAUACAUAUUC
Owenia fusiformis is the source of this 2744-nucleotide messenger RNA. Lineage: Eukaryota; Metazoa; Annelida; Polychaeta; Sabellida; Oweniidae. The record is from the annotation of a GenBank genome assembly.